Triplophysa dalaica is the source of this 1096-nucleotide messenger RNA. RefSeq names its product eukaryotic translation initiation factor 1A X-linked b (gene eif1axb). Gene Ontology annotation, biological process: translational initiation. Bases 146 to 580 code for a protein of 144 amino acids. The record is from RefSeq and is a predicted model, not a curated record. Gene Ontology annotation, molecular function: translation initiation factor activity; RNA binding. Gene Ontology annotation, cellular component: cytoplasm. The transcript is spliced from 7 exons. Lineage: Eukaryota; Metazoa; Chordata; Actinopteri; Cypriniformes; Nemacheilidae.
CGCAUGUCUCAGUAGCAGCUUUUCUGUCUAACGGCUUUGGUCAGCUAACAGCUGCUCGUUAAAGAAGUGACAUAUUUAACAUAUGGUUAUAAUUCACAGUGAUUGCUCAACAAUAUCAUAGAGUUGUCGACCUACAGAGAAUAAUAUGCCGAAAAACAAAGGUAAGGGAGGAAAGAAUCGGCGACGUGGUAAGAAUGAAAAUGAAUCCGAGAAGAGGGAGCUGGUGUUUAAAGAGGAUGGACAAGAAUAUGCACAGGUAAUUAAAAUGUUGGGAAAUGGGAGAUUAGAGGCCAUGUGUUUCGAUGGAGUCAAGCGGCUUUGUCACAUUCGAGGAAAGCUCCGGAAAAAGGUCUGGAUUAACACAUCAGACAUUAUACUCAUUGGAUUACGAGACUACCAGGAUAACAAAGCAGAUGUCAUUUUGAAGUAUAAUGCUGAUGAGGCUCGAAGUUUGAAAGCCUAUGGAGAGCUUCCAGAACACGCCAAAAUCAACGAGACCGAUACCUUCGGGCCUGGCGAUGACGAUGAAAUUCAGUUUGAUGACAUUGGUGAUGAUGAUGAGGACAUUGAUGAUAUCUAAUAUGAUACUGGGAAGAAAACGUUUUCAACCUGCAGCAUCCCUGAAGCCACAGCUCCCAACAAAAUGUACACGGAGGUUCAAGUUUCAGGUUUCUUUGACUUGACAAGCAUUGUCAUCUUCAAUUCAUUUUGUUAUAUUUUAAUGUAUUUAUUUUGAUUUCACAUCAAGUGGAAUUUAGCUACAACAGAAUCUCUGGAUUCGCAAUAAAAAGAUAACCAAUUUUAUUUUUGGUCUUGCAGUCUCUACCCUAAUAGAAAUGUUUGAAAGUUUUGUGGAGAAAUGCGAAACUCACUGGGGGAGUUAAUACAAAAUGCCUUUUUAAAUGUUUUCUUUUCACCUAAAUCACCAUUAAUAAUUUACUGAUCAUACAAUAUUGCAUUAGCCAAUGCAUCUGUUGUUCUUGAAGUCUCUCUCUUUUUAGCUCCUUGUUCCUUUAACUGUGAUUUUUUUAAACAAAUCCAUCCUGAUCUUGUUUUUUGUUUUUGCCUAGUUAAAAUAAAUAAUGAAUGCUCAUUA